Messenger RNA from Caenorhabditis briggsae, 570 nucleotides. NCBI's taxonomy places the organism in Eukaryota, Metazoa, Nematoda, Chromadorea, Rhabditida, Rhabditidae. The transcript is spliced from 3 exons. The record is from RefSeq and is a predicted model, not a curated record. The coding region runs from base 1 to 570 and encodes 189 amino acids.
AUGGAAAGAAGAUUCAGUUCUCGCCUUCUCUGGGACCCGGGGGAGGGAUCCGGACCUCCGGGAAUCCGGACAUCCGGAAAUCCGGAAAUCCGGGAAUCCGGACAUCCGGGAAUCCGGACAUCCGGGAAUCCGGGAUUCCUGGAUUCCGGACAUCCGGAAAUCCGGAAUUCCGGACAUCCCGGAAUUCGGGAAUCUAGAAUUCCGGGAUUUCGGGAAUCCGGAAACCCGGACAUCCGGGAAUUCGGAAUUCCGGACAUCCGGGGAUCCGGAAAUCCGGACAUCCGGGAAUCCGGGAUGCCGGAAAUCCGAGAGUCCGGGGAUCCAAGGAACCGAGCCUCAAGGACCCAGGCAAACAUUUUUGCAAUUGACAUAUUUUUGAUAUCUUUCACAGGAGCCAAGAAAAAAUUGGUCGAAAUUGGUCAAGAAGGAUAUUCACAGGGUAUUGCCACUUCGAGAGCAAUUAUCUCGGUUCCUAUAACAGAUAUCAAAAAACAAAUCGAAGAAGUUCUAAAUGCUUUUGUAGAUAUCCUAACUUACAUUGACGAAUCUGAAAAUGAGCCUCAUCCAUAA